AUGGGCCGAAAUCCGCGGAGACGGCCAAGUGUGGGUGGAAAACGUAACCGCCCUGCCCCCAUUUUCUGGACUUGGGCAUUUUUGGUUGUCGGGAUUCUUCGUGUUUUAUUCCUCGCGCCCCGGGGGCCGGCCGUUUCGGCCAUCUGGGUGGCCCAGCGUGCUCCCCGGGCCCGGUUUGCCCGGGGCCCCGAAAACGAGAAUUUCAAAAUGUAA
Sporothrix schenckii 1099-18 is the source of this 213-nucleotide messenger RNA. RefSeq lists its product as uncharacterized. NCBI's taxonomy places the organism in Eukaryota, Fungi, Ascomycota, Sordariomycetes, Ophiostomatales, Ophiostomataceae. The coding region runs from base 1 to 213 and encodes 70 amino acids. The transcript has a single exon. The record is from RefSeq and is a predicted model, not a curated record.